UAGCUGUAGCAUGAGCAUUGUCCCCUCCCCUCCUCCUCUGGGCACAGUGACGUGACUAUAAUGGCUGAGGUCUGACUGUUCUGCUGUUAUAUCAGGAACGGUGGGUGAUGUGUGCCCCUGCUGAGGGUUGGGAGGGACAGUCGACAUGUGUCCCCGCAGCAGUGAGCAAAGUCCUGAUCACAUGUGUCUUAGGGAGAAGAUCAAGAGCCUCCUUGGGAAAUAUGAUGUCGGCAGUCAAUACAGUCACAUUCCUCUGACGAAAGCUUCUAUCCUGCUCCCAUUGUUAAUUAGACAAGGAAAACCCCAUCUCGUCCUCACUGUCAGAUCAAUGCAACUACAAACAAUGCCUGGACAGGUGUGCUUUCCAGGUGGAAGACAGGAACCUACAGAUGAAGAUGAUAUACAGACAGCUCUUAGAGAAAGCAAAGAAGAGAUUGGUCUGUGCCCUGAGCAAGUAGAAAUCAUUGGCAGGCUAAUGCCUUGUCUCACCAAGUCUCCUGUUUACUUGGUUACCCCAGUUGUAGGCAUUGUUGAAGACUCAUUCCAGCCAACACCCAACCCCAGUGAAGUUGCAGAUGUAUUUCUUGUUCCCUUGGAGUUUUUUAUCAGCACAGAGCACUAUACACCUCUACAAGUAAAUAUACCAUCUCAUGGACCACAUAUUGUCCAUCAAUUUCUCUACAUGGAUGCAGACACCAAAAAAAGAUUUACUAUAUGGGGACUAACUGCUCAUUGCGCCUUAAUGCUAUCCGUCAUCCUCUUAGAGAAGACACCUUCUUUCAAUCCUGGGUUUGAUCUGAAAAGCAACUUGAAUUUGUUUAAAAAUAUCCUGCAAGCAUUAACCAGUCAGAGCAAAUUGUAGGGAGUCCAUCUCCACAUCGUCCUCCUCAGGUGCCACUACCUCCUCAUCCAACUCCUCCUCCACAAGGAGAACAUCUGUACUGCUGCCAUCAAGAUGUGAAGUACCCUCCAUCACUGCUUCUUUCAUCAUCGCCAUCAGCAUCUGCUCCAAAAGGAAUUUAAUUUUGAAAUAAAAAUAAAAAUGUUAAUUUAUGGUU
This is a messenger RNA of Hyla sarda, 1058 nucleotides long. It is a transcript of the gene NUDT7, whose product is annotated as nudix hydrolase 7. The record is from RefSeq and is a predicted model, not a curated record. Lineage: Eukaryota; Metazoa; Chordata; Amphibia; Anura; Hylidae. Bases 146 to 862 code for a protein of 238 amino acids. Gene Ontology annotation, biological process: coenzyme A catabolic process. The transcript is spliced from 5 exons. Gene Ontology annotation, molecular function: acetyl-CoA hydrolase activity; coenzyme A diphosphatase activity.